CUUGGACCUGUCUCCUGCCCUCCUCUGCUUCCUGGCUGGCUCUCUUCAUAAGGAAUCAGUAAGAUUCUGAAGUAGGGUACCUCCACCCCCCCUUCUCCCCUCUGUGGCUGUUAAUGGAGACUCUGCUAGAAAGAACACAGUGAGGUGUGUUCCCAGACAUCAGGAUGAGGUCCUCAUUCCUGCUUGCUGUUCUUCUCUGGGUCCAGAGUGUUUUGGCUGAGGAAGACCCAUGCCACUCCUGGGAAGGAAGCUCAGGAGAGGAGAGUGGGGGCCCACCCCCUAAAGUGAACAUCAGCAACCAGGGAAAGCCUACUAGCCUCUUUUUGAGCUGGGUGGCCCCAGAGCCAGGUGGGUUCCACCAUGCCCUCCGCCUCACACGUCUGAGUCCUCUCGGCACUCCAGAAGGGCAGCAGCUCCAGGCCCUCAUCAACACAUCCAGCUUCGAGUUCCAGGACCUCGUGCCAGGGAGUCGCUAUCAGCUGGAAAUGACUGCCCUGCGACCCUGUGGGCAGAAUGUCACCAUCACGCUCACUGCCCGCACCAUCCCAUCAACUGUCCAUGGACUGCAGCUGCAUAGCCCUGGGAGCCCAUACAGCCUGGAGGCCUCCUGGGGUGAAGCCCCCGGAGAGCAGGACGGCUACCAACUUCUCCUUUACCACCUGGACUCCAAGACAUUGGCACAUAAUAUCUCCCUGCCUCCAGACACCCUGUCCCACAAUUUUGGUAACCUCUCGUCAGGUAGUGAGUAUGUUUUAGAAGUUAUCACCUGGGCUGGCAACCUCCAAGCAAAGACCAGUCUCCACCAAUGGACAGGUGAGGUGGGCACUUGGGCAAGGCCCCAGAGGGCAGCCAAUGAGGAGUGGUGGGAGUGGUUUGGGGGCUCCCUGGUGCCAGGGUCAGAGCAUCCUGUUCCAGGGCCCUUUCUCAAGUCUGACUUGGCUUUCUCCAUCCUUCUUCCAGCCCCUGUGUCUCCAGAUCACCUGGUGCUGUGUACCCUGGGCACCAGUGCUGUGCAAGCCUCCUGGAAUGGCUCCGAGGGAGCUGCCUGGUUCCGACUUGUGCUCACAGACCUCCUAGGUGGCACCAACUUGACUGCAGGAGUCAGACGUGGGGUCUCCAAUCACACCUUCCUUCACCUGUCUCCAGGCACCCCUUAUGAGCUGGCUCUUACUGCUGUUGCUGGGCCCCAUCAGAUAGCAGGGCCCCGUGCCACUGAGUGGACCUAUCCCUCUGCCCCUUUUGACCUGGUAUUGACUCCCCUGUCCUCCAAGCUCUGGGCGAGCUGGAAGGUAGGGCCAGGUGCCUGGGAUGGCUUUCUGCUGAGGUUAAGUGGGCCAGUGGAGCAGAAUAUCACUCUGGGCCCUGAGGCCCUCAACACCACAUUCCCAGGGCCCAUACCCAGUGGACUCUAUGCUCUGGAGCUAAGGGUCCUGGCUGGGCCCUAUGAUGCCUGGGUCCAGACUUGCACCUGGCUGGAUGGUCCUGCAGCCCUGCCCAGACCAGAAAAUGGCACCAAGUUGCAUCUGGAUGGGCUGGAAACAACCAGGGAGCGUGGGCAACGGGUACUGCUCUACGCUGAGGGUAGCCCAGGCUUCCUUGGAAACAUUUCCAUGCCACUUGGUGCCACUCAUAUCACCUUUUGUGGGCUGGUGCCAGGGGCCCGCUACCGGGUGGACAUUGCUUCAUCUCUAGGAGUCAUCACCCAGAGCCUCGUGGGCUACACACGUCCCCUGGCACCACAAUCACUGGAAGUCACCAGGAUGGAUAGCCCCUCUGAUCUGUCCAUUGGCUGGACCCCAGCACCAGGGCAGCGGGAAGGCUACAGGGUCAUGUGGCACCAGGAGGGCAGCCAGAGGUCACUGGGCAGACUUAUUGACUUGGGUCCAGACAAAUCCAGCCUGACCCUGAGGAGUCUGGUGCCUGGUUCCUGCUACAACGUAUCUGUGUGGGCUUGGGCAGGGAACCUUAGCUCCAGCAUCCAGAGGACCUGCACCUGUACCUACCCUGCUUCUCCUGCCAACUUGAGCCUGGGCCUUGUCACCCAGCCUCCUGCCCUGAGGGCUUCCUGGAGUCCCCCACCAGGGGGAAGGGAUGGCUUCCAGCUAUGGCUUUACUCCCUGAGGCCCCUAACUCUGGAAAGUGAGGAGACUCUGGCUCCGGAGACCCAAAACUUCUCCUGGGCCCAGCUGUCCCCGGGCACUGAGUUCCUGGUGCAGCUGGCCACGCUGCGGGGGCCGGACCAGAGCAGCAGCACCAACGCCACAGGCUGGACGUGCCCCCUUGCCCCUCGUCUGGUAAAUGUGACCAGUGAAGGUCCCACCCAGCUCCGGGCAUCCUGGGUCCAUGCUCCUGGAGGCCGGGACAGCUACCAGGUGACCCUGUACCAGGCAGGCACCCAGGUAGGCAUCAGCAUCGUGGGAGCCGAGGUGGACAGCACAAGCUUUUUGGCCCUGACACCAGGCACUAAGUACGAGGUGGAGAUUAUCUCCCAGGCCGGGCCCCUUCACACCUCAGCAGCCAACACCUCUGGCUGGACCUCUCCACUCACGCCCAAUGAGUUGUUGGUGUCGAUGCACGCAGGCACGGCCAUGGUCAACCUGGCCUGGGCCAGCAGCCCCUUGGGGGAAGGGGUAUGCCAUGCCCAACUCUCAGAGGCUGGGCACUUCUCCUGGGAACAGCCCCUGGUUCUAGGCCAAGCCCGCCUUGUCCUGAGAGGCCUUACACCUGGACGCAAUUUCUCCCUGUCGGUGCUGUGCCAGGCGGGGCCACUCCAGGUGUCCACUCACCCCGUGGUGCUGCCUGUUGAGCCUGGCCCCGUGGAGGAUGUGCAGUGCCAGCCUGAGCCCACCCACCUGACUCUGAACUGGAUAGUGCCCCCCGGGGAUGUAGGUGCCUGUCUGGUGGUGGCAGAGCAGUUGGUAAUGGGAAAGGAUGCUCACCUCGUGUUCCAGGCCAACAUUUCCAAGGAUGCAGUCCUGCUGCCCAACCUGGUGCCUGCCACUUCCUACCGCCUCAGCCUCACCAUGCUGGGCAGGAAUGGUCUGUGGAGCCAGACGGUCACCCUGGUGUGUGCCACGUCUGCUGAGGCCUGGCAUCCACUAGAAUUAGCCCCAGCCCCCCAGCUGGAGCUUGGGACAGAAUUGGGAGUGAUGAUCACGCCAGGCAUGUUUGGCAAGGAUGAUGGGCAGAUCCAGUGGUACGGCGUCAUUGCCACCACCAACAUGUCGUUGCCUUCGCCUUCCCAGAAAGCCAUCAGCCACACGUGGUACGACCACUACUACAGGGGACAUGACUCCUACCUGGCUAUCCUGCUCCCCAACCCCUUCUUCCCAGGGCCCUGGGCUGUGCCGAGAUCCUGGACAGUGCCUGUGGGCAUAGAAGACUGUGGUCACGUCCAGGAGAUAUGCAACGGGCCACUCAAGUCAGGUUCUCAGUAUAGGUUCAGUGUUGUGGCCUUCACCAGAUACAGCCCUCCAGAGACUAUUAUCUCCUUCUCCACCUUCUCAGAGCCCCAGACCAGCGUCUCCCCAGCAGCAAUGCCCCUGUCUAUAGUGGUGGGCAUUGUGGUGGUCUGUGUCCUUAUCACCUGUGCCAUGCUGGGCCUGCUGUGUUGGAGGAGGGUGAAGGGACAGAGGGCACAGAAGAAUCAGUUUUCCCAAGAGCUGAUGGCUUACAACCUGCGGCGAACCCACCGGCCCAUCCCUAUCCACAUCUUCCAGCAGAGCUAUGAGGCUAAGAGUGCUCAUGCUCACCAGGCUUUCUUUCUGGAGUUCGAGGAGUUGAAAGAGGUGGGCAAGGAGCAGCCCAGACUGGAGGCUGAACACCCCGCCAACACUACCAAGAACCGUUACCCACAUGUGCUACCCUAUGACCACUCCAGGGUCAGGCUGACCCAGCUAGAGGGAGAUCCUCAUUCUGACUACAUCAACGCCAACUUCAUCCCAGGCUACACCAACCCACAGGAAUUCAUUGCUACUCAGGGACCUCUCAAGAAAACACUGGAGGAUUUUUGGCGGCUGGUGUGGGAGCAACAGGUCCACAUCAUCGUCAUGCUAACUGUGGGCAUGGAGAACGGGAGGGUGCUGUGUGAGCAUUACUGGCCAGCUGAUUCCACCCCUGUCACCCACGGCCACAUCACCAUCCACCUCCUGGCUGAGGAGCCCAAGGAUGAGUGGACCAAGCGGGAAUUCCAGCUGCAGCAUGUUGCCCUGCAACAGCAGCGGAGGGUGAAGCAACUACAGUUCACCACCUGGCCUGACCAUAGCGUCCCUGAGGCCCCCACCUCCCUGCUCACCUUUGUAAAACUGGUACAGGAGCAGGCGAGGGCCACUCAGGGCACUGGACCCAUCCUGGUACACUGCAGUGCGGGUGUGGGCCGAACAGGCACUUUUGUGGCCAUCUUGAGGCUGCUGCAGCAGUUGGAGAAAGAGCAGAUGGUAGACGUGUUCCACGCUGUGUAUGCGCUCCGGCUGCACCGGCCUCUCAUGAUCCAGACCCCGAGCCAGUACAUCUUCCUGCACAGCUGCCUCCUGAACAAGAUUCUGGAAGAGCCCUCCGACAUCUCUGAAUCUGAGCAGACUAGAAGGGGAGCUGGGCAGCCUGGAGAGCCUUCCCCACCUCCGCCCCUCCGCAGGUCCCAGCCCAUCUCUGUGAUGAACUUUGCGGAGGCAUGCAGCAAGAGGGCAGCCAAUGCCAACGCUGGCUUCUUGAAGGAGUAUGAGGUCCUGCUGGAGGCCAUUAAGGACAAAGCUGGCUCUUCCACGCCCCCUUCUGGCUGUGAGAAGGACAGCAUAGUCUCUAACUAUAGUUCUCAAGUGCAAUUUUCUCCAGUGGCAGAGAGCCCCCCAGAUGACAUGCCGGAAGCCUGGCUCUUCCCUGGUGGGCCUUCUGGCCGUGAUCACGUGGUGUUGACUGGCCCUGCAAAGCCACAGGAGCUCUGGGAGCUGGUGUGGCAGCAUGGGGCUCAAGUGCUGGUCUCCCUGUGCCCACCUGAUGCCAUGGAGAAGCCACAGGAGUUCUGGCCAACGCAGAUACAUCCCAUCAUCACAGACUUAGUGACUGUGCACUGGAUAGCUGAGAGCAAUACAGCAGGCUGGCCUUGUACCCUCUUUAGGGUCACACAUGGGGAGAGUGGGAAGGCGAGGCAGGUGCGGCGAUUGCAGUUUCCAUACUGGGAGUCGGGGUGUGAGCUGCCCCCCAGCACCCUGCUAUCCUUCCUGGCUGCUGUGAGCGAGUGCUGCUCCCAGGGAAAGAGCAAGAAAGCAGGCACACUGCUCAGCCACUCCAGCAAGGGCUCAGCCCACCUGGGCACCUUCCUGGCCAUGGAACAGCUGCUGCAGCAGGCAGGGGCUGAGUGCACUGUGGAUGUCUUUAACGUGGCCCUGCAGCAGUCGCAGGCCUGUGGCCUCAUGACCCCAACGCUGGAGCAGUAUAUCUAUCUCUACAACUGUGUGAACAGUGUGCUGGUGGACAGGCUGCUCUGAGUCCAUGAUGGUCACCAUGCUGUGCUGGAGCAGAAGAAGUCUGUGCUCUGGCUCAGCCUCCCUGGAAGAGCAACCUCCACUGGGCCCUGUGCUGUGAAGGGGCAGAGUUGGGGAAUAAAGACAUG
Messenger RNA from Nycticebus coucang (slow loris), 5608 nucleotides. Its product is annotated as receptor-type tyrosine-protein phosphatase V-like. Lineage: Eukaryota; Metazoa; Chordata; Mammalia; Primates; Lorisidae. The record is from RefSeq and is a predicted model, not a curated record. The coding region runs from base 165 to 5483 and encodes 1772 amino acids. Gene Ontology annotation, biological process: angiogenesis; protein dephosphorylation. The transcript is spliced from 34 exons. Gene Ontology annotation, molecular function: cadherin binding; protein tyrosine phosphatase activity.